AGUUGGAGAGCUGGAGGGCGGAGACAGAACUUCGCGGGAAACUAGAGUAUCUAACAAUAGAAACUCCGGAGGGCUGAUGGGGCCGGGCCUAGAAUUUGGGAAUAAAUUAGUGGGCCGGGAGAGGCUCUGGAGCCGGGUAGAACCAGGGGGAGUGAGUGGAGGGAUAGUUCCAUUAGGGCACUGGGAGUGACGGUAUAACAUAAAGAUCGACGCGGGUGGGGCAAGGCUAGAACGUCCCCAGCAGAACUGGAGAGGCGUAAUCGACCGAGGGCCGGUGCGGUGAGAAAGACCUAAUAGGAGCAGGAAUAGAACGUACUGAUAGAGAGGGCGGGGAUACGACUGUCAGGAUAUACGCCUCACGAGGACAGAAUGAAAGGAAAAACGGGCCAAGGCAGGACUUUGGGAAAGGACUUGUGGGCAGGGAUAGAACGUUCAGUUAGUGGGGUGGAGGUAGAACGUGGACAACGGACAGACUGGAAGUACCGCCGGCCGGAACCCAGCAGAACAUGGACACGAAUCUGAAUGGACGGGGCCUGGAGACUUGGUCCUCUUGGGGCCUGCGGUGCAUGCAGUGUAAGACCAACGGGGAUUGCCGUGUGGAAGAGUGCGCCCUGGGACAGGACCUCUGCAGGACCACGAUCGUGCGCUUGUGGGAAGAAGGAGAAGAGCUGGAGCUGGUGGAGAAAAGCUGUACCCACUCAGAGAAGACCAACAGGACCCUGAGCUAUCGGACUGGCUUGAAGAUCACCAGCCUUACCGAGGUUGUGUGUGGGUUAGACUUGUGCAACCAGGGCAACUCUGGCCGGGCUGUCACCUAUUCCCGAAGCCGUUACCUCGAAUGCAUUUCCUGUGGCUCAUCAGACAUGAGCUGUGAGAGGGGCCGGCACCAGAGCCUGCAGUGCCGCAGCCCUGAAGAACAGUGCCUGGAUGUGGUGACCCACUGGAUCCAGGAAGGUGAAGAAGGGCGUCCAAAGGAUGACCGCCACCUCCGUGGCUGUGGCUACCUUCCCGGCUGCCCGGGCUCCAAUGGUUUCCACAACAACGACACCUUCCACUUCCUGAAAUGCUGCAACACCACCAAAUGCAACGAGGGCCCAAUCCUGGAGCUUGAAAAUCUGCCGCAGAAUGGCCGCCAGUGUUACAGCUGCAAGGGGAACAGCACCCAUGGAUGCUCCUCUGAAGAGACUUUCCUCAUUGACUGCCGAGGCCCCAUGAAUCAAUGUCUGGUAGCCACCGGCACUCACGAACCGAAAAACCAAAGCUAUAUGGUAAGAGGCUGUGCAACCGCCUCAAUGUGCCAACAUGCCCACCUGGGUGACGCCUUCAGCAUGAACCACAUUGAUGUCUCCUGCUGUACUAAAAGUGGCUGUAACCACCCAGACCUGGAUGUCCAGUACCGCAGUGGGGCUGCUCCUCAGCCUGGCCCUGCCCAUCUCAGCCUCACCAUCACCCUGCUAAUGACUGCCAGACUGUGGGGAGGCACUCUCCUCUGGACCUAAACCUGAAAUCCCCCUCUCUGCCCUGGCUGGAUCCGGGGGACCCCUUUGCCCUUCCCUCGGCUCCCAGCCCUACAGACUUGCUGUGUGACCUCAGGCCAGUGUGCCGACCUCUCUGGGCCUCAGUUUUCCCAGCUAUGAAAACAGCUAUCUCACAAAGUUGUGUGAAGCAGAAGAGAAAAGCUGGAGGAAGGCCGUGGGCCAAUGGGAGAGCUCUUGUUAUUAUUAAUAUUGUUGCCGCUGUUGUGUUGUUGUUAUUAAUUAAUAUUCAUAUUAUUUAUUUUAUACUUACAUAAAGAUUUUGUACCAGUGGACAAGGCCAGAACGCUCACUCUGGGGAAGCUGGUUGCCAUGUAAAAGUACUACUGCCCUGAGACCACCAUGCUGUGAGGAAGCCCAAGCUACUCAUGUAUAAAUGCCAUGUGGAGAUAGAGCCCCAGAUGUUUCAGCCAUCUCAGCCCAGGCACCAGACAAGUGGGUGAAGAAGCCACCUUGGACAUGUAGCCCCAGCAGAUGUGAUAUAGAGAAGAAACAGGAAACUUGGCUAUAUUAGUUUCCUAGGGCUGCCUGUGAUAAAUUAUUACAAACUUUAUAAACUAACACAUUGUGUGCCUAUAUCAAAACAUCAUGGAAGGACAGGCACAGUGGCUCAUGCCUGUAGUCCUAGCACUUUGGGAGGGUGAGAAAGGAAGAUCUCUUGAGCUCAGGAGUUCAAGAUCAGCCUGGGCAACACAGUGAGACCUCAUCUCCACUAAAAAUAAAAAAAAAUUGGCUGGA
Molecule: messenger RNA, 2273 nt
Organism: Homo sapiens (human)
Lineage: Eukaryota; Metazoa; Chordata; Mammalia; Primates; Hominidae
Gene: PLAUR
Product: plasminogen activator, urokinase receptor
Exons: 8
Coding region: 507-1499 (330 amino acids)
Cellular component (GO): plasma membrane; serine-type endopeptidase complex; extracellular region
Source: RefSeq, a predicted model, not a curated record